This is a messenger RNA of Trifolium pratense (red clover), 3970 nucleotides long. RefSeq names its product ubiquitin carboxyl-terminal hydrolase 26-like. Gene Ontology annotation, cellular component: chromosome. Bases 1 to 2907 code for a protein of 968 amino acids. Gene Ontology annotation, molecular function: DNA topoisomerase type II (double strand cut, ATP-hydrolyzing) activity; DNA binding; ATP binding. The record is from RefSeq and is a predicted model, not a curated record. The transcript is spliced from 11 exons. NCBI's taxonomy places the organism in Eukaryota, Viridiplantae, Streptophyta, Magnoliopsida, Fabales, Fabaceae. Gene Ontology annotation, biological process: DNA topological change; protein deubiquitination.
AUGCGCCGCAUAUUGUCUGAGCCAUCUCAGCCUGAAUUGUUAUACGAGUUGUCAUCUUUUGUGCAACACUAUGGAAAUGCAGUUGAUCAUGGUCAUUACGUUGCUCACAUCAAGGAUGAGAACACGGGGCAAUGGUGGAGAUUUAAUGACAAAAUUGUUACUAAAGAUUCACAGUCUUCACUUACGAAGACAUUUUCAUCUGAGGAUGUAUAUCUAAUGAUGUACCGUGUGAAGGAUACUAAUCAUAUUGAAAGAGAUGACAAUAUUUGUGUUCCUUCGCAUUAUUUUGAAGAGAUUCAAACUUCAAAUGCGACAUAUCAAAAGAAGUACAAUCAGAGGAAAGAGAAAGAAUCGAGUCUCAUCAAUGAAAGGACGGAAGAAGUACGAUCUGUUUUAUCUGAAGCAUCUGUUCAAUCACUUAGUCAACCAUUUUUUUGGAUCUCUUGUGACUGGCUUCGCCAAUGGGCUAAAAAUGUUACUCCAAGUGCUAUUGACAACACAGCUAUCACUUGUUCUCAUGGUAAAGUCCUAGUGUCAAAGGUUACCUCAAUGAAGCGUCUGUCUUCUAAAGCCUGGGAAACAUUACUCGAAAAGUAUGGUGGGGGGCCAAAACUUUCUCAUGAAGACUGCUGUUUGGACUGUCUGAAGGAAGGGGCUCAGAAUGUCAUGUCAGCUGACACUUACCGGGAUCGAAGAGAAUCAUUUAAGCAACUUGCAUGGGAUAUUCUUGAUGGAAAAAAUGAAGAUGGAAAGUACUAUGUGUCUAGAUCAUGGUUGCUUCAAUGGUCUAUAGGAGAAAUUCCCGAUGCUCCAUCUGAAGCUAAUUCUAAUCCUACCUCUGAUAUUACUUGUUCACAUCGACAACUUUUGCCUGAGCACGCAACUGUUCCUAAGCGGGUGCUUGUUCCUAAGGAUUUUUGGCACUCCAUAUACAAAGAUGCCAAUUCUGUGAAAAACGAUGUGGUCACUUUUCCUUCAGACUCCAAAGAAUGCUUAGUAUGCUGUAGAAAUUUUUUUGAUAUGUUUCAGAAGAAGCUGUCAAUGAGUCUGUUCAUGUGGAAAUGUGUGAAGCUUAAUCUAAAUUCCAGUUAUUUCUUAGUUCCUACAUCUUGGAUUUCGAAAUGGAGAAAUUACAUCAACCCUGAUGUCAAGAAUUCUGAUACACCUGAAACAUUAAAUGUGGCGAUUAAUUCACUGCUCUGUGAAAAGCACGCACGACUUAUUGAAAGGCCUCCUGAACUGAUUCUCAGCUUUGGUGUUUUAACUCUAAGAGAGUCUUCUGCAUGUGGUUUAACACUUAUAACUGAGGAAGACUGGAAAUGUUUCUGCAAAGAAUGGGAUACUGAAAUCCAAGGAGUAUCUGCAGAGUUUGAGAAUAUGGAUAACAUGAAUAAUGAAUUUGGGAAUUGUCAAGUUUUGAUCAAGACUUGUCCUGAGGUUUGUGAAAGUUGCAUUGGAGAAAAGGAAAGCCAUAAAUUCCACUAUUGCAAUGAGGAUAUAUGUGUAAUUUUUGUCCGUGGAAAGGGUCGAAGGGAACACUCUAGUAAGGCUGAAUUUAACAGUUCUACUAAUCUAGAAGUGUCUGCUUCAACAUCAUUAUACACCCUAAAAAUGUUGAUAUGGGACUACUUUGGGGUUGUCAAAGAAAACCAGAUACUAGAAAAGGGUGGUAUAACAAUUGAUAACAGUGAUGAAUAUACUACACUUGUGGACCUUAACAUAUUUGCUGGAGAUCAGAUUAUUGUGCGGGACUCCGAUGAUGAGCUGGUUAAUGAGAAAAAGGAUACGCAGUAUACCGAGGAAGGGUAUCGUGGAACACUUUUGACUUCAAAUGUUUCAUCUCAGGGUCGUACCUCAAUGCAGAAACCCCCUAACCAUUUUAAUGUACAAGACCUUUCUCCUCGCGAGGUAUUAGAAAGCAUUGAUCAAUUCUUCGUUGAAGGCCACAUAUCUCAAUAUCCUGAAUUUGCGGUCCCUUCUCUCACUGAUCACAUAUACUUGAAAGAGGUUGGACAUAUCGUCCUACUUAAGCGUUUUAUGAUUUCACCCUCAAGCAGGGGGACAAAGUCACUGAUACAUUGGAUGCUUCAUAAGAUUCGAAGCAACUUAAGGGCAAAUCGGUCUACAACAUUGAGAGCUCUGUAUUAUAUGAAUACUUUUUUCACAUCAGAAAGUCAGUCAACUACUAUUGUGGAUUACAUUGCUGCUAUGUUAGAAUGCACCAGAACAAGCUUAAACAUUUAUGCAGUUCCAACCGGAUAUGUGAUUGGAGAUUUAACUUUUGUGUACAAAAAUGAAAUUGUCGACUGCAGAAGAGUUGAGAAACCAAUACCAACUGGUGUGAUCACUGAUCUGAGGACGGAAGCUGAUUAUAUUCUUUUGGUUGAAAAGGAUUGUAUACUAGCUAGACUAUCUGAUGAUGAUUUCCACAUUUCUCAUAAGUGCAUCAUUAUUAGUUCUCAUGGUCGGCCGAGUAUGGCAGUAAGGGGUCUAGUAAGAAGCUUGAAGUUACGAUUUCAACUACCUAUUUUCGCGCUAAUGGAUUUUGAUCCUGCCGGGAUAGAUAUCAUGGUCAGUUUUGAGUACGGUUCCAAAAAUAGUGCACUCUAUAAUUCAAACUUGAUCACCAAGGGUAUAAAGUGGCUUGGAGUCAAACAAGGUGAUAUACAAUUAUUGCCGGAUGGAUGCAUGUUAGAGAUGACCGAAAAAAAUCUUAAAGCUGCUAAGGAAAUGCUUCGACAGCCUCAGAUUCGAGAGAAUUCUGAGUGGGUGAAAAGUUUGAUGUGGAUGAUAAAAAAUAAAAAGAAGACAAGGAUAGAUGCACUUACUGCAGAUAAUAUUUCCUAUUUGGCGAAUACUUACCUACCUUCGAGGAUUAGUGAGAUGAUGAAUGAGUUUGGCGAAUAGAGAUUUAGUGAUUGGAUUGAAAGUAGGGGUGCUCGCGGUUCGGUUUGCAUCUAUCCUUGUCUUCUUUUUAUUUUUUAUCAUCCACAUCAAACUUUUCACCCACUCAGAAUUCUCUCGAAUCUGAGGCUGUCGAAGCAUUUCCUUAGCAGCUUUAAGAUUUUUUUCGGUCAUAUCUAACAUGCAUCCAUCCGGCAAUAAUUGUAUAUCACCUUGUUUGACUCCAAGCCACUUUAUACCCUUGGUGAUCAAGUUUGAAUUAUAGAAUGCACUAUUUUUGGAACCGUACUCAAAACUGACCAUGAUAUCUAUCCCGGCAGGAUCAAAAUCCACUAGCGCGAAAAUAGGUAGUUGAAAUCGUAACUUCAAGCUUCUUACUAGACCCCUUACUGCCAUACUCGGCCGACCAUGAGAACUAAUAAUGAUGCACUUAUGAGAAAUGUGGAAAUCAUCAUCAGAUAGUCUAGCUAGUAUACAAUCCUUUUCAACCAAAAGAAUAUAAUCAGCUUCCGUCCUCAGAUCAGUGAUCACACCAGUUGGUAUUGGUUUCUCAACUCUUCUGCAGUCGACAAUUUCAUUUUUGUACACAAAAGUUAAAUCUCCAAUCACAUAUCCGGUUGGAGCUGCAUAAAUGUUUAAGCUUGUUCUGGUGCAUUCUAACAUAGCAGCAAUGUAAUCCACAAUAGUAGUUGACUGACUUUCUGAUGUGAAAAAAGUAUUCAUAUAAUACAGAGCUCUCAAUGUUGUAGACCGAUUUGCCCUUAAGUUGCUUCGAAUCUUAUGAAGCAUCCAAUGUAUACUUUGUCCCCCUGCUUGAGGGUGAAAUCAUAAAACGCUUAAGUAGGACGAUAUGUCCAACCUCUUUCAAGUAUAUGUGAUCAGUGAGAGAAGGGACCGCAAAUUCAGGAUAAGAGAAAAACACAAACUUUUACAUUUCCAAGAAAAGUUCACUCUCUCUCUCUUACCUUUUCCAUAAUCAAUAACCAAUCAAAAUUGUUUAUACCUUUUCAAGUAACCUUUUUACUAAAAAGCUUACAUUCAAUUAUUAUAUUUUACUUUUUCUUAA